AAUUUUUGUACAGUCUAUGCUGUUUCAAAAGGAAAAUUGUCAUCCAUCCGGCCAUCAGAUUUGGAGACAAAUGGAAGCAUUAGAGAUGACAGCAGUGUUACAAGUUCUACUAAUAGCUCAUCAAGUCACACUUUGAGCUUACAAACAGGUGGUUGUAACUGAGAGGGCGGGACAUGCAUUUGAUGUGAUGGCAUCUCUUGCCAACAAGGAACUCAAUUCAUAUGAUGGUGUCAUAGCUGUCGGCGGUGAUGGCUUCUUCAAUGAAAUCCUUAAUGGGUUUCUUCUUCCUAGGUAUAGAGCUCCUCACCCUCCAUCUCCUUCAGAUUUCAUUCAUUCUGAUGGAAGCAAGGGCAGUGCUUUAGUUCCCAAGUCAAAUGAGACGGUUCCAGAAACUGCUCACAAAAACGAAGAUAAUUCUCCUCUUAUUUCAAGUUCUAUAUGUAACGGUUCUGGAUUAGGAGAUUUCAGAACAGAAGAUGGUCCUUCCUUCACAGAUCAAGAUCUAGAGUUCCCUCGACUCAAAGAACGGUUUAGAUUUGGAAUUAUUCCUGCUGGUUCAACUGAUGCCAUUGUGAUGUGUACAACUGGAAUACGAGAUCCCAUAACAUCUGCAUUGCACAUUGUCUUGGGUAAAAGGGUGUACCUUGAUAUAGCUCAAGUUGUGAGAUGGAAAACGUCAUCCACAUCAAAUGUUGAACCAUGCGUACGCUAUGCAGCUUCUUUUGCUGGGUAUGGAUUUUAUGGAGAUGUUAUUACGGAGAGUGAAAAAUACCGUUGGAUGGGCCCUAAACGUUAUGAUUAUGCUGGAACAAAGGUGUUUUUGAGACACAGGUCAUAUGAGGCAGAAGUAGCAUACAUGGAAACUGAACCAGAAAAAACAAAUUCAGCUGCUGGGAAAGGUCAUCCACUUAGCAGAAUGAGAGCAGUAUGGGGUCCUGAAAAAUCAGAAAGAGCAAUUUGUCGCAUGAACUGUGGUGUCUGUAAAACGAAGCCUGUUUACAUGUCCACAAGAAGUCCCCGUGCAACACCCUAUUCGCGCCCAGAAGAAACUAGAUGGCGGAGAUGCAGAGGACAUUUUCUUAGUGUUGGUGCUGCUGUAAUUUCUAACAGAAAUGAAAGAGCACCUGAUGGCUUGGUGGCUGAUGCUCACCUUUCUGAUGGUUUCCUGCAUCUUCUGUUGAUUAGAGAUUGUCCUCGUGCUUUGUAUUUAUGGCACCUUACCCAGCUUGCAAAGAGAGGUGGAAAACCCCUGAAUUUUGAGUUUGUAGAACACCAUAAGACCCCAGCUUUUACAUUUACUUCGUUUGGCAAUGAGAGCGUCUGGAAUUUGGAUGGCGAGCUCUUUCCAGCACACCAACUCUCAGCACAAGUAUUUCAAGGGCUUAUUAGCUUAUUUGCUUCUGGUCCUGAAGUUUAGUAGUACUGUCCAUCAGAUGGAUUUCUUUAUGUAAUCAAGCUGUUCAAUGACUAAGUCUUUUAUCAAUCACAGAUCAGUUUAAUGAUAUCUGGAGAGCUGUACAGGCGGCUUUAGUUCCAGAGGUUGUGAAUUUUAAGUCACUGUAUACUAUUUUGGAGAAAGAUCAAAGAUUAGUUGUAGGAUUAGGGAUGAUUUAACGUUCCAUCUUAUGUAUACGGUAGAACCGAGAGCAAAAGGAGAAAAAAUAACAAAAUGUUCUGUAACCACAUAGUUUUAUUGUCAACAUUAUUGAGUAAAGGUUACUUUUUCCCUUUUAUUA
This is a messenger RNA of Hevea brasiliensis (rubber tree), 1736 nucleotides long. RefSeq names its product ceramide kinase-like. Bases 188 to 1417 code for a protein of 409 amino acids. Gene Ontology annotation, molecular function: kinase activity. NCBI's taxonomy places the organism in Eukaryota, Viridiplantae, Streptophyta, Magnoliopsida, Malpighiales, Euphorbiaceae. The record is from RefSeq and is a predicted model, not a curated record. The transcript is spliced from 10 exons.